Iphiclides podalirius (scarce swallowtail) is the source of this 1221-nucleotide messenger RNA. The record is from the annotation of a GenBank genome assembly. NCBI's taxonomy places the organism in Eukaryota, Metazoa, Arthropoda, Insecta, Lepidoptera, Papilionidae.
AUGCGUGGAAACGGGAUUAUAUGCGCGGAGGGGGCAUUGUGGAGGGACCAACGAAAAUUGAUAACCAUGUGGUUAAAGAGUUUUGGGAUGAGCAAAUACAGCGAAUCUCGCGAGAAUUUGGAGAAGCGCAUAGCUUGCGGCGUGAACGAGCUACUACAAAACGUAAGGGAAGCUUCUGGGACACCAGUCGAUCUUACGUACAUGUUAACUGAUUCACUCGGGAACGUGGUGAAUGAAAUUAUAUUUGGCUACAAAUAUCCGUCUGAAGAUAAAACUUGGAAGUGGUUCAGACAAAUACAGGAAGAAGGCUGUCAUGAGAUGGGUGUUGCAGGGGCUGUUAAUUUUUUGCCAUUUGUUCGGUUCCUUUCGGCAUCUACUCGAAAAACAAUUGAAGUUUUGAUACGAGGUCAAGCACAAACUCAUAGACUUUACGGUGCAAUAGUCGAAAAACGUCGAAAAGCACUGGGAGUUCAAACUCCAAAAGGCGCGGAAUACUCUUUGCAUAAAAAUUUGGUCAAAGAACAUCCUGAAGGAUUAAUAAAAUACAAAUUUCUUCUGGAACAAAAGAAAAGGUUCGACAGCGGCGAUGAGAAUGCAAAAUAUAUGACAGAUGAACAGAUGUUUUAUCUCUUGGCCGACAUGUUCGGGGCAGGCCUUGAUACCACGUCAGUUACUCUCGCUUGGUUUUUGUUAUAUAUGGCUCUGUACCCGGAAGAACAGGAAACUAUUCGCCGCGAGAUAUUGUCGGUUUUAAUCGAUGAAAAUGAUUCCGAUUACUCGAAACUACCACGUCUAAUGGCAGCAAUUUGCGAGACACAACGCAUCCGCUCUAUCGUCCCUAUUGGAAUUCCUCAUGGAUGUACCGAGGAUACCUAUUUAGGCGGUUACAGAAUUCCUAAAGGCACAAUGGUGGUUCCUCUGCAGUGGGCAAUACACAUGAAUCCUGAAGUUUGGGAGAAACCUGAAGAGUUUAAUCCAAGUCGUUUCUUAGAUGAAGACGGAAAUUUACUUAAACCACAGGAGUUCAUACCAUUUCAAACAGGGAAGCGUAUGUGUCCCGGUGAUGAAUUAUCUCGCAUGAUGUCGUGUGGGUUAAUAACCCGUUUGUUCCGCUAUAUGCGUGUUCAGUUAGCCCAAGAUCCACCAUCGGAAGUAGAAAUGCAAGGCACUGUUGGCGUCACUUUGGCACCACCGAAAACAUUGUACACAUGUGUACCUAUU